AUGUCGCGACACGCAGCCCUGAGCAGCCUCUUUGGCGAUGACCCCUUCUUCAACCAGGGGGGUCUCCUAUGGCCUCUUUCCUCGCUACGCCAGGACCUCUUCAACCGCAAAGCCGAGCUGGCCGAUAGUUUCUUCAAGGACAGAUCGCGACUCUUGGAUUCGGCACUCGUGCCCUCCGCUUUCCUCAGAAUGAGCGAGCGAGAGGAUCCUGAAGAAGAGGAGCCAAGGCAACAGUCCUCGCCGCACGAUGACCUCCUGGUGACAUUGGACGCCCGCGGCUACGCUCCUGGCGACAUCAGCGUCAAGCUGGAAGGACGCAACCUGCUGGUGAUGGCCUGCAAGCAGGCGGGCGCUCAGGAAGCCCACUCCUGCUCCUCUCCCUCCUCCCGAGCCUCCUUCGCCUCCUCGGCCGCCUCGCGGGUGGGCUUCAAGCAGAACAUCCACCUUUCGCCUCAUCUGGAUCUGUCGGGACUCUCCUGCUCCCUCAUGGAGGACGGUCAGCUGCGGAUCCACGCCCCGGUUGCCAAGAAGCAGAUCACGGAGGGGCCUGAUGAGCAAGAAGAUGCGCCUCCUCUCUUCAGGACUUCUCUCGAAUUCCCCGUCACACAGGAGAAGACCGAGGCCCAGCACACACACUAG
Molecule: messenger RNA, 639 nt
Organism: Nerophis lumbriciformis (worm pipefish)
Lineage: Eukaryota; Metazoa; Chordata; Actinopteri; Syngnathiformes; Syngnathidae
Source: RefSeq, a predicted model, not a curated record